Messenger RNA from Pyrus x bretschneideri (Chinese white pear), 1071 nucleotides. Its product is annotated as rRNA-processing protein FCF1 homolog. Lineage: Eukaryota; Viridiplantae; Streptophyta; Magnoliopsida; Rosales; Rosaceae. Bases 223 to 819 code for a protein of 198 amino acids. The transcript has 9 exons. The record is from RefSeq and is a predicted model, not a curated record. Gene Ontology annotation, cellular component: nucleolus; small-subunit processome.
CUUAGGUCUAAACCCACGGUAGGCUUGGGGACAAGCGAGUGUUUCGUUUCGUCUCGUCGUCGUCUCCUUAUUUCUCCCUCCCUGACUAACCGACUGCAGAUUGAGCUGCCUCUAUUCGUCGCUUUUAGUAGGGUUUAUUCAGAGAACACUAUAAAAAUAGGGUUUAGGGUUUUUGUGCAAAUCCCAAAUCUGUAAACUUUGGUUGUCUCUGUGAUUCGGAAGAUGGGGAGAGCUAAAAAAGGCCCGAAAUUUGCAGUCAUGAAGAAGGUGGUCACCUCCAAAGCAAUUAAAAGCUACAAAGAGGCGGUUUUGAAUCCGAACAAGAAGGACCUCACGAAAGAAAAGCUACCCAGAAACGUGCCGAAUGUUUCUUCUGCGCUGUUCUUUAAACACAACACUGCUUUGGGACCGCCUUACCGGGUUUUGGUUGAUACCAACUUCAUCAAUUUCUCUAUCCAGAAUAAGUUGGAUUUGGAGAAAGGAAUGAUGGAUUGCCUGUACGCAAAGUGCACUCCUUGUAUCACGGACUGUGUAAUGGCAGAGCUUGAGAAGUUAGGUCAGAAAUAUCGUGUGGCUCUGAGGAUUGCCAAGGAUCCUCGUUUUGAGAGACUACUCUGCACUCAUAAAGGAACCUAUGCUGAUGACUGUAUUGUUGAAAGAGUUACCCAGCACAAAUGCUACAUUGUUGCUACAUGCGAUCGAGAUUUAAAGCGAAGGAUCCGAAAGGUCCCUGGUGUGCCAAUCAUGUACAUCACUCAACACAAGUAUUCAAUUGAGCGGUUGCCAGAAGCAACCAUAGGUGGAGCUCCAAGAUUUUGAUGAUUGGCGUGUGACCUCUACAAAGCAAAGACUAGUUCUACUCCGAUUCUGAAGAAUGCAGUUCAUCAAGGCUGAAUUGUGCACUUUUGGGUUAGGUGAAUUUCUUCAUAGGAACUUGUAAACGUUUCUAACGUUUCUUUAUUACAGUUAUAAGAGAAGAAAUCGAAGUGCACUUGUAGCAGUGUUUAGUGUUAUGAUUUUACGUGUGAAACUCUGAACUGUAGUAAUUAUAUCCGUUUUUCGAUUGUCUAA